This is a messenger RNA of Trifolium pratense (red clover), 1049 nucleotides long. Its product is annotated as RING-H2 finger protein ATL7-like. NCBI's taxonomy places the organism in Eukaryota, Viridiplantae, Streptophyta, Magnoliopsida, Fabales, Fabaceae. Gene Ontology annotation, molecular function: transferase activity. The record is from RefSeq and is a predicted model, not a curated record. Bases 88 to 807 code for a protein of 239 amino acids. The transcript has 4 exons. Gene Ontology annotation, biological process: protein ubiquitination.
AAUGCAUUAAUUCACUUCACUUCAAACAAAAACCAAUUUGAGUUAGUUUAUAAUUUGUUACAUGAUUUUAUAUGGAAACUAUUGAUAAUGUCUGAAUCUCAAGGUUCUUCUUCUUCUUCUAAUGAUUCAGACAUAGAUAAUAACGAUUCAGGUUGUUGUUCCAACAGAUCUAAUCCUUCUGGAGUAGCUGAAUUGAAGCUUUACAGAGCUUUUAUAUUCUCUGUUCCAAUUUUCUUCACUUUGAUUCUUCUUUUUCUUUUCUAUGUUUUUUAUUUGAGACCAAGAAGAGUUGAUUGGUCUUCUAUUAGGAUGAGGUCUGUUUCUGUUCUACAACAUAAUCAUAACAAUGCAAUUUCAACUUCUGAUAUGGGGUUGAAUAAAGAAUUGAGAGAGAUGCUGCCUAUUAUUGUGUACAAUGAAAGCUUCUUUGUCAAAGAUACACAAUGCUCAGUAUGUCUUUUGGAUUACCAAUCAGACGACAGACUUCAACAAAUACCUGCAUGCGGGCAUACGUUUCACAUGAGUUGCAUUGAUCUUUGGCUUUCCAGCCACAGCACCUGCCCUCUUUGUCGUCUGUCGCUACUACCUACUGCUAAAUCUUCAACAGAAACAUCCAAUAUGCAGGCCACAAGCAAUGAAGAAAUAGAGAUGCAACAAAGCAAUGAAGAAACACUAACAAUGGAAUUCUCUGACUCAAGAUCUACUAGGCAUCAAGAAACCACUGUCAUUCAAAAUGUCUCCGGAGAAAUUGUGAUCAGCGCUCACCACAUCAAUGUUGAGGGAGAAAAUGCGAGAAACAACCAAUAGAAACAUGGAGAUAUGCGAGAGUAUUGGGACCAAACCGUCAACAUCAGCAUCACGCCGAAAUCUUUGAUAUAUUCCUUGUGCUAAAUUGCAACAAGAUCAUGGAUUUCUUUUUCCUUAUGGUUCUUUACAUUGUAGUAUUGUCAUUAUAUGAGAGUUAUGUAUCAUUUAUCAACAUUUAAUUCAAAUUUUUCUAUGAUGUUGAAGGUUACAUUAAAAAAUUGAAAUUUGAAGUCACUUGAUCA